Rattus norvegicus (Norway rat) is the source of this 8748-nucleotide messenger RNA. The record is from RefSeq and is a predicted model, not a curated record. NCBI's taxonomy places the organism in Eukaryota, Metazoa, Chordata, Mammalia, Rodentia, Muridae.
GGAACCCAACCCAGGUCCUCCGCAAGAAUAGCAAGUGCUCUAAACCCCAGUCCUAUCCUACAGGGAGGGGUAAGGAACUCAUCAGUUUCAUGGUUAGUAAGUAACAGAUCAAUAUUUUAACCCUAGGUGUUGGUUAUUUACUAAUUCCUAGCAUUAGUAGUUACACACAGAUCUACCCUCCCCCUUCUCUUUCCAAGGCUGGGUGUUGGGUAUGAAGGCCUGGCUGGCUUGGUGUUCACUAUGCAGCCAAAGCUGUCCUUAGACUAGCCAUAAGCGUCCUGCUUUCUUGUUCUGAGUUCCAGGAUUACAGGAAUGUGUCAUGAUGUCCACCCAACUCCAUCAUAAGGCCACGUGCAGGGCCUGCCAUUUUCCCCUUAUAAUAAAUGUGUGACAAAAUAUCCCCUUCUAUCGUGAGCCAGGGUGCAGACAAUGCUGACGUCAUGGGUAAGAAACACUUGCCAACUGUCAGUGUUUGGCCACAAGGCUCCUAGCAGCAGAAGGGAUAACUUUAGCUAGUUCUUGCACUAUAUAGCAAGGCAAGCGAUCUGAGGCACGAAUAGAAAUUACUUAGCGAGAGACAGGCAGAAAGGGCGGGAAGGGGUUAGGGCUCUUCCAGACACACAGGUGAGGAAGAGAAAUGCACGUUGUGUUUUCAGACAGGGUCUCACGUAGCCCAGACCAGCUUCAAACUCCCUGUGUCACUAAGGAUGACUUAGCAUCUUCCAGCCUCCACUUCUCGGGUGCUGGGAUCACUGACACAUGCCGUCGUUCCUGACUAGAGGAACUUUAUACCCUGGGGAAGAACAAAAUUCAUAAUCUGAAGUUGGUGUCCAUUGACUGUAUAUGGAUUUCUUAUUGUCGCAAAACAAAAUUAAAACAAUUAAAAAAAAAAAAACAGGUAGGGGGAUGUUUGCCCGGAAACCGGGAAAGGGAAUAACAUUCGAAAUGUAAAUAAGAAAUACUCAAGUUAAUAAAAAAAAAAAAGAAAAGAAAAGAAAUAUUUAAAUAAAAAAAAAAACAGGGCUGGAAAGAUGGCUCAGUGGUGAAGAGCGCUGACUUCUCUUCUUAGAGGUCCUGAGUUCAAAUCCCAGCAACCACAUGGUGGCUCGCAACCAUCUGUGAUGGGAUCUGAUGCCUUCCUCUGGUGUGUCUGAGGACAGCUACAGUGUACUUAGUAUAUAAUAAAUAAAAUAAACCUUUAAAAACAAAAAUAAAAGUAAAGCCUGAAAGGGUUUCAGUAAAACAGGAGAAGGGGUCCAGUUCUGAAUUUGGUGUCUAGCAUGCAGGAAACACACAACCUUUUAGCUUUCCUUUAAAAACUAAUCUGCAAGAAGAGGGGGCAGCCUAUGAGGCUGAGGAUGCUAAUCAGAGGUCAUCUCAUGAUUUAUUUGUCAGGGAAGUAAGCACUGUUCCCAGCGUUAAUUAAAACAAACGAUUACAAUUACUAGGAACCGGUUAAGCUGAAGCCAGGCUUAAGUCUUCAGGAAGCAUCUUAAUUAUAAUCUCCUGUUGAUGAUGCCUCAGGCAGCAGGUACGCUCAAGAACUUUAUUAGGAGGCCCGCUAAUUAGGAGGCUGAGCCUGCUAACCUCUAAUUGUGCAAUUUGCAAAUAUUUUCUACAUCACAACAUCUUGUAACUCUGUGAAUUAUGUUCCAUUAAAAGUUAUCGCUCAGCCUCGGUUUUCUUGCAUUUUCCUGCAUCUCUUUUUGGUUUCUUGUUGUUUGUGGCUCUGCAGAUUGAACCCAAAGGCUCCCGUACUAAGCAAGCGCUUGGUCAUGGAGCUCCAUCCCCAGAUUCUUCUUCCUUUCUGAGACAUAGUCUCACUCUGUAGGCCAGGUUGGGCCUUAAGUUUCAGCAAUCCUCCUUCCUGCCUUUGCUCUUACAUUUUAAAUGAGGAACUGGUAACAAGGUAAUAUAUUUUAAUUGGAAACACCAUCUCAUUCCUGUCAUCCAGUAAUAAAAAGGCUCCUGUCUUGGGGGACCAUUACUGUGGAGGACUGUCAAAUGGAAGGACUUUUGUAAAUUUCUUUUCUUGUGGGCAGGGGGCUGCAGAGAGGGACAGAUAGUCUCUCACCCAGUAACUCUGACUGACAUGGAACUUGCAACGUAGACCAGACUAGCUUUGAACCCAGAGAUCUCCCUUCCUCUGCCUUUCUGGUGCUGGGAAUUAAAGACACGUGCCACAAUCCUCAGCUCUUUCUAACUGGAGCAAGGUAAAGGGGAUGUCAAUGUCCCUAUCCCCUUUUCCAAAGAUCUGAGGCAGGGGCUUGAUCUCUGUGUAUCCAAAAGGAUGAAGUUCAGGUUGUGUGAGGACACUUUAAAGGUCAGCUAAUUGGCAAGACAGCCCGGCUUUACAGGAAAUGUCAUCCACAAUGACCAGGGACAGCAGAAAAGGCCGGUGGCACACAUGACCAUGUGGGCAUUUACCCCACCAAGGAGUUUAACAUCAGACCAAAAACUACACCAAGACUGCCAAAAAUCUCACCAAGCAGGAUGAGGAAGAGACGAGUGAGAAUGUGGGCAAGGAGCAAUCCUAGUAUAGAUUUCAUUUAAAAAUGGCUCAGUGAGGGGGAACAAUGUAAAGGAACUGAUGCAUUAGUAGUGGACCUUUGAAUUCAGCAAGGAUAUUUUAAGUGCUUAGAAAAAAGCUACAGGUGGAUCCAAGGAAAUCAUGUGAGAUUGUGUUCUUCUUGUUUUAGACAGGGACAGAAGUUUCUCUAGUCCAAAAAGUCUGCAACAAUGUAUCUUUUAAUUUUUUUUCUUAUUUUGAGCAGAACAUUCUCUUUUCUUUGGAAGAAUUCAGCUUUGCCCACGGCCAAAAUUCCUUUACCAGGAGGACUUUUUUGAAAAGGCAUUUCUGGUUCGUCACUACUUGAAGUAAUUUUUCUAUCCCAUUUUAGUAUUUUUGAAGUUAAAAAGAUCAUGUUGAUAUCUUCAUUUAGGAAUUUUCCAUCUCUAAUAAAAUUCAGUGCUGUAAUUUUUCCACUGGAAUUUUCAGUGUUGAUUUUGGUAUUUGCUAUGGAGUAUAUUGGUAAUGCUGGGUUUGCCGUAUCGUAGGAAGUGAUCUUGUUAGAUUCUGUGUGUGUACUUCAACCCCAAUCAUCUUCUGAUAGUCUGAAGCUGUAUCUAAUGCCCCACUUUGGCAGGCUCAUGCUAUAUAUAGAGAGAGUAGGGUCAGUGCACAAAGAUACCACUGUUCUUCCGGUUCAUUUCUCACACUGACUACACGUACUGCUGGAGGUUCAUUAUUUGCAGACUUUUAGCCAGCAGUGUCGACCUUCCCUCAGGCUUCAUACUUAGAGAGCUGGAUGUGCAGGCACAAACCCCCAGCACCUGUGACAAUACAGCAAGGAAGACUGCCACAUUCAGUCAGCUUGGUCUGCAGACCAAGGAGAGGCUAGCAGGCAAGACCUUGCUCAAAAUAUCAAGUCCAUACUGGCUCGUCAAGGAGUCUAAGGAAAGCUCUUUCAAGUGUGAAGUGACAUCUAUAUCCCAGUACACCGUACAAUUGCCUGUGACUGAAAUACGUCUUUAAGGAAAUACUUAUUUUUACUAUCUGAGACGUGUGUGUGUGUGUGUGUGUGUGUAUGUAAUUUCUUUUUUCCUUUUUUUGAGCCAGGCUCUCAGUCUGACUUCCAAGUUCUCGGUUGACAGGCAUGCACCCCCACACCUGGCUCUAGCUGGAUGAUUACUACUGGAAUUCAUAGAAAACCGCCACUAACAGCAGUACCCCAUCCUGGUGGCCGUUUUAGGAAACACUAACUGCAGACUCCUCUAGAGUGCUCAGCAGCAGCAGUCCGUCCAGGAGCCAGCAAAAUGAGGCGUGGCUGGGCUGUCACCAGCACCCGGUUCCCAGAACGCCGGAGCUUGUCCUCCGCAAAGCUUGGGCACCAAUCCGAAGGGAGGCCAGGUGGAUGAUGCAGGGCUCGACCCGUUAACCUGCUCUUCAGCUCAGCCCCGCCCCUCUCUUCGGGCCCCCGCGAAUUCAAAUCGGCUCCGCCGAAGGGCAGAGCACCGAGCGAUCGAUCGCUCCGGCCCCGCGAGCCGCCAUUUUUGGAAGGUGGGAGGAGAAAGGCGGGUGGGCGCGGCGCUUGCUCCGCGGGAUGCUAACUGGAUUUGGCGGCUCUCUGCAGUACGCCGGGGCUAGGGCUGCACGCUUGGCCGGCGCCCUUCCUUCGGCUGCUUCUCCGGAAUGAGGCCUCGGCGCCCGCGCGGGACAUCUCGGUUCCUCCUUAGAGCGAAUCCUAGGAGAGGCCGAAGCCGCCGCGAUGCCGGGGAAGCUGAAGGUGAAAAUCGUGGCCGGUCGCCAUUUGCCGGUGAUGGACCGUGCCAGUGAUCUGACGGACGCCUUCGUGGAGGUAAAGUUUGGUAAUACAACCUUUAAGACUGAUGUGUACCUCAAGUCACUCAAUCCUCAGUGGAACUCGGAGUGGUUUAAAUUUGAGGUGUGGUUUCAGGUGGAUGAUGAGGACUUACAGGACGAACCUCUGCAGAUCACGGUGCUUGACCACGAUACGUACAGUGCAAACGAUGCUAUCGGCAAGGUGUACAUUGACAUCGACCCUUUACUGUAUAGUGAAGCUGCCACAGUCAUCUCAGGGUGGUUCCCAAUUUAUGACACCAUACAUGGUAUCCGCGGAGAAAUCAAUGUUGUUGUCAAAGUAGACCUCUUCAAUGAUUUAAACAGAUUUAGACAGUCAUCAUGUGGAGUUAAAUUCUUUUGCACAACAUCUAUUCCAAAGUGCUACAGAGCUGUGGUAAUCCAUGGAUUUGUAGAGGAACUUGUGGUCAAUGAGGACCCUGAGUAUCAAUGGAUUGAUCGAAUCCGUACACCCAGGGCAUCGAAUGAAGCCAGGCAGAGGCUCAUUUCCUUAAUGUCAGGUGAGCUACAGAGGAAGAUCGGCCUGAAAGUCCUUGAGAUGCGAGGCAAUGCCGUUGUUGGCUACUUGCAGUGCUUCGACCUGGAGGGCGAGUCUGGGUUAGUGGUGCGAGCCAUAGGAACCGCCUGCACUCUGGAUAAAUUAAGUAGCCCAGCAGCAUUCCUUCCUGCAUGCAAUUCCCCAUCCAAAGAAAUGAAGGAGAUUCCCUUCAAUGAAGAUCCCAACCCCAAUACUCACUCAUCAGGACCCUCAACCCCUCUGAAAAACCAAACUUAUUCCUUUUCACCUUCCAAGUCCUACAGUCGGCAGUCCUCUUCUUCUGACACAGAUUUGAGUUUGACACCCAAGACUGCACCUUACCCACAGGGGCCGGGGGUCUACCUGUGUCCCAGCUCCACCCCCCUCUCUUGUGGUUCCCUUCACCUUAAGUCCCGCCUCCUCUCGGAAUCUAGCCUUACCCCUCAUCACUCUAGCCUUGUCAGCCCCGUUCUGAGGAAAAGUGUUUCUUUCAGUGAAGAGCUGUUCCUGGCUGCUUCUGGAAUGGGCAGCGGCAGUGCUGGAAAAGAAGGGGGGCCCUUUAAGGCUCUUUUACGACAACAGACCCAGUCCGCCUUGGAACAGCGGGGAGGAUCGCCUCCUAGGUUCUGUAGAAGGCGGGAGUUCCCCUUCCUCACCUUGACGGCCUUUCCCCCUGGACUUCUUGUGCACGUUGGCGGUGUUGUCAGUGCACGCUCUGUGAAGCUUUUAGACCGGAUCCACAACCCUGCCUUUGUCGGAAUUAUGGGUAACACAAGAUCUUACAAACUGCUAGACUGGAAUAGUUUCAAUUCAGAUGAACCAGAAACACGAGAUGCGUGGUGGGCAGAAAUCAGACAAGAGAUAAAGUCACAUGCUAAAGCCUUAGGCUGCCAUGCUGUCGUGGGCUACAGUGAGUCAACAAGCAUCUGUGAAGAAGUCUGUAUUUUAUCAGCGUCUGGCACAGCAGCUGUACUGAGCCCUCGGUUUCUCCAGGAAGGCACUGUGGAGGGCUGCUUGGAACAAAGGAUUGAGGAGAAUUUGCCCGCAGGCUGCGGGUUCUGCCAUAUACCAUACGAUGAACUGAACAUGCCGUUCCCAGCUCACCUCACCCACUGCUACAACUGCAGGAGACAAAAAGUCCCUGACGUUCUCUUUACAACUAUAGAUCUGCCCACAGAUGCAGUGGUUGUUGGAAAAGGCUGUCUUAUUCAGGCAAGGUUAUGUCGGUUAAAAAAGAAAGCACAGGCAGAAGCCAACGCCACAGCUAUCAGUAAUCUCUUGCCGUUUAUGGAAUAUGAAGUACACACCCAGCUGAUGAACAAGCUCAAACUCAAAGGAAUGAAUGCUUUGUUUGGACUGAGAAUUCAGAUCACGGUGGGCGAGAACAUGCUGAUGGGCUUAGCGUCGGCCACAGGGGUCUACUUAGCAGCCUUACCAACGCCUGGUGGUAUCCAGAUUGCUGGGAAGACCCCUAAUGAUGGCUCCUAUGAGCAGCACAUCUCCCAUAUGCAGAAGAAAAUAAACGACACGAUUGCAAAAAACAAAGAACUGUAUGAGAUCAACCCCCCGGAGGUGUGUGAAGAGAUGAUAGGAUCACCCAUCCCAGAGCCCAGACAGCGCUCAAGACUCUUAAGAUCGCAGUCGGAAAGUUCUGAUGAAGUUACAGAGUUAGACCUCUCACAUGGGAAGAAAGAUGCUUUUGUUUUAGAGAUCGAUGACACUGAUGCCAUGGAAGAUGUGCACUCCCUCCUCACUGAUGUUCCUCCUCCUUCAGGUUUUUAUAGUUGUAAUACAGAAAUUAUGCCUGGCAUAAAUAAUUGGACAUCAGAAAUACAGAUGUUCACGUCAGUAAGAGUGGUCAGACUGAGUAGCCUCAACCUGACUAACCAAGCUCUCAAUAAGAACUUCAACGGCCUCUGUGAGAACUUACUCAAGAGCCUGUAUUUCAAACUUCGGUCCAUGACCCCCUGCUGCCUCUGCCACGUAAACUUCACAGUGUCUCUGCCUGAAGACGAGUUAAUCCAGGUUACAGUCACAGCAGUUGCUAUAAGUUUUGACAAACACCAGGCCUUACAGACCACAAAGACCCUCGUGGAGAAGUCACUGCAGAGAGCCUCCACAGAUAAUGAAGAUGGGCUGCAGUUCCCGCUGGAGCUCUGCUCGGACUCCCUGCCUUCUCAUCCUUUCCCGGCAGCUAAAGAACACCUGGAGAGUGCGAGCUCUAACUCAGGUAUCCCAGCUGCACAGAGAGCUACGUCAGUUGAUUACAGUUCCUUUGCAGACAGAUGCAGCAGCUGGAUAGAGCUCAUUAAACUGAAAGCUCAGACCAUAAGGCGCGGAUCAAUUAAGACAACUGUGACUGUUGAAAAGGCGAGUGCCAUGGGCGAUGCGAAUUCCCGGAGCCGCUCUGCGCCACCUUGUGCGAGUCCCACCGUGGGUGUUGUUAAGAUGACGCCUCUUUCUUUCAUCCCUGGAGCAAAGAUAACGAAGUACCUGGGCAUCAUUAACAUGUUUUUUAUUAGAGAGACCACUUCCCUCCGUGAGGAAGGCGGAGUCAGUGGCUUUCUCCACGCUUUCAUUGCUGAAGUGUUUGCUAUGGUCCGAGCUCACGUGGCCGCGCUGGGAGGGAAUGCUGUUGUCUCCUACAUUAUGAAGCAGUGUGUCUUCAUGGAGAAUCCCAGUAAGAACCAGGCACAGUGUCUCAUAAACGUCAGUGGGGACGCAGUGGUUUUUGUUCGUGACUCUGACUUAGAAGUCACAUCUCAGCAGCCUGCUGCCACCUGCCAGCCAUCGUGCACUGGAGAAGUUACAACCUGAAGACAGCCGCUCACCUGAGUGAAGUUCAUGUGUCUCCAUUGUUUGUCAGCGUCUUCUCAGACCAGAGGGCCCAGCGAGGGCGGAGUCCUGAGGAGGAGGAGGGGAGGCAUCUGGUUGGUGUGCGCGCACAUCUUGGAGACUUGAGAAUUUCUGAUCUCGACAUUUUGUUUGUCCAGUCUACACUGACAGGCCCCCUGGAUUCUAGUACCUUCAGUUAUGGGAGUUAUUUGUAAUUUAUGUUGAUUUUAAUAAAAUUAUAAUUAAAAAUGAAAUGGAAAGAUUUCAGGAGACUAGGAUGAGUAGCUUCCAUGAUUUCGAAAACUAAACUGGAAUCCAAAUUGCUAAUGAGUCCGUAGUUGAUUUGAAAAUGGAGAAACUUCUGUGUAUUUUCAGAAAAUGACUGUGUGGAUCUCUCAGUGUCUUUUGCUUGAAAUGAGGAGUUUGUUAGCUGGAUGGAUAAUGCGUUUCGCCCAUCUUAAAAGGAAGCUGCAGUGUGUGUCUGCAGAAUUGGCUGACUGCUCUAGGAGCUUCCACCGAGGGGUGUCCUCAUCCAGGAGUGGGGGUGCCUCAUGACUGGCUGUCACAUGAAGGAGGGGGCACCUCAUGGCUGGCUCUUGCUUCAUAUUUAAUUGUCUGGAAGAGGCUUGGCUUCCACUGGGGAGCAGGUGCUGUGGAGUGUGUUUAAGGAGAGGAGAUACAGGAUUCUUUCUAAUGAUAUUCUAUUGCACUCUCAGUAAGCUUAGGGAUUGGUGGGGUACACUGUUUGGUAUAGACAUGGAAAGGAGACUUGAAUAUGCUGUGAAAUGUUGAAUGUAUGUAUUACGUCUUACCUAUGCCAAGCACCCACUAGUAAUGAGAUAUCAAAUUCCUCCUUUGCCCAAUAAAAUGUCCUUGUAAAACUUAGGAUUUUAUUCUCUCAAAACAGCAAAUUACCCUAAAGAUGAAAAAGUCAUCUUAUUGUUACACAGGUGUCAAUAUUUUUCGGUAUUUUGUUUAUAAUUUUAUUUUUUAAAUAAAAAGUUUAUAAACAGCA